Molecule: messenger RNA, 1468 nt
Organism: Theobroma cacao (cacao)
Lineage: Eukaryota; Viridiplantae; Streptophyta; Magnoliopsida; Malvales; Malvaceae
Biological process (GO): biosynthetic process
Cellular component (GO): cytoplasm
Molecular function (GO): isomerase activity
Source: RefSeq, a predicted model, not a curated record
UCGGAGAAAAGGAUAAAAAAUGGGAAGAAAGAAGACUAGAGGAGAGCAGUGCCCCUUGCUCUCUUCCUAAACACUGAUGGGGUGUAAUGGGGUCAAGACUCAAGAUUUUGAAUAAACAAGUGUAAUGAAAUUAAUUAUGUUGCCAUUUUUGUCCUUGACAAUAUUUAAACUCCAUUUAUCCUACUGUAACAUAAUGAACAUGUCGAUGUACACUUGUUUAUAAUUACCCCCAAACUGCUGGCAUCUCUUGUUCCAACUCCAACAAAAGUAAAAGUCUUCUCUUUUCUCAAACUCAAAUCUUUGUAUGAACAACAUGGCUAAAACACCCGUCAAAUACUAUGUGGUUGACGCAUUCACUGACUCAGCCUUCAAGGGAAACCCAGCAGCGGUUUGUUUGUUGGAGGAAGAGAGAGAUGAAAAAUGGCUGCAAGCAGUGGCUGCUGAGUUUAAUUUCUCUCAGACUGGUUACUUGACCCGGAUCACUAACCCGGCCUCUCCAAACCCCAGGUUUCGACUUAGAUGGUUCACCCCGGUUGCUGAGGUUAAGCUAUGUGGUCAUGCAACCUUAGCAUCUGCGCACACUCUCUUUACAACUGGUUUGGUAAAUUCAAACAUAAUUGAAUUUGACACACUAUCCGGAAUCCUCACUGCUAAAAAGGUUCCAGAUGUUAAUCCCACCGAUGUCUCCCGAGUUCAGAAUGGUGGAGCACAUGACUGCUUUCUAAUUGAACUGAAUUUUCCUACCGUUCCCAUCACUGAAUUCAAUUCUACUGAGGUUUCAGCUAUUACCAAAGCCUUGAAUGGUGCUCCUCUCAUUGAUGUCAAGAGGACAACUACCGCAUCUGAUCUCUUUGUUGUGCUCGCAUCUGGAAAAUCUGUUAUUGAGAUAGAGCCACGGUUUGAUGACAUCCUGAAAUGUCCUGGACGAGGCUUAAUUGUUUCAGGGGUUGCUCCUCCUGAUUCUGAAUUUGAUUUUAUCAGUCGAUUCUUUUGCCCAAAAUAUGGUAUUAAUGAGGAUCCUGUUUGUGGGAGUGCACAUUGUGCCCUGGCACCCUAUUGGAGCCAAAAGCUGGGAAAGUGUGAUUUCGUUGCACAUGCGGUAUCUCUCCUCUUCUUUUCCUCUGAAUCAUUCACUGAAACCAUCCGUAUUAUCACUUAUUAUCAUAUUGAUUGUGUUGUUUACUUUGCUCAGGCAUCACCUAGAGGUGGAAUAGUGAAGAUCCAUUUAGAUGAGCAGAACCAGAGAGUGCUUCUGCGAGGAAAAGCUGUUACUGUGAUGGAAGGCUCUCUUUUGGUCUAGAAUCGGAGUUAAUUUCUGUUUAGGGUGUAUGGUGAAUUGCAGAUUGUAACAACAGUAAUUGGGUGCAACAAUUCCCUGUAAUUUAAUGAACAGACUGUGUUCUGGUUUAUUACCUUUUCUUGGGAAACAUGCUAUAUAAUAAGAUAUCACCCUUUCAUUUCUGCUAAA